This is a messenger RNA of Aspergillus steynii IBT 23096, 2528 nucleotides long. RefSeq lists its product as uncharacterized. Lineage: Eukaryota; Fungi; Ascomycota; Eurotiomycetes; Eurotiales; Aspergillaceae. Bases 225 to 2159 code for a protein of 644 amino acids. The record is from RefSeq and is a predicted model, not a curated record. The transcript has a single exon.
GAAUAUGUUUGACGCCUGCGUCUCGAAUGAUCGGCCGGGGGGAAGCUCUUUGAUGGUUCUACCGUUGAACCUGAUCGCUCGCAUCAUUGCUCACGUACGUGUCCGCCUUGCAGCCUGCUCACUCACACGUCCUCGGAGCUUAUUUGGCGACUAAUCCGCUGGUACAGUUAGAUGAUCCCGGCGACCUCGCCCGUAUCUGUCGAACAUGUCGCGUUUUAAACUACAUGUCCCUGCCCCAACUCUACCGGAACCUGACCUUGACCUCCUACGACAAAAUUCGAUACCGCGGAGAUGAGCCCGAAGGCAUGGGCAGCGCAAGCCCCUUCUCGAUGGGUCUUAACGCUGUCAUCACGCGUCCCUAUGCAGGUCUCGUGCGAUCGCUCACGCUGCGGGGUAAUUGGCGAGAACAGGAGCUCGAGGAGCAUGCGCGCGUGGGACGUGUCCCGGACUCGUCGAUGAUGCUCAAUAUCGCGGUUCGGGCGGCGGUCGACAGGAUGCCGGACUUGGAGAGUUUCAGCUGGGAGCUCAGUACCAAGAUGCUGGAGACUGUAUACAUCGGGCUCACACAGUUACCCAAGCUGACGUCGCUGACCGUGCGCUUUCCAUCGAGUCGUCACCCGCGACCCAUGAUCACCAUCCCCGCCCUACCUCAUCUGCGCUAUCUCAAAAUCACCGAUAUCGAUCCCCUCUGCUACCCCGAUGAUGUGUCGACGCUGCUCUGGAAGUGUCGCAAACUGCGGGUCCUGAAGUUGCAUUGGUCGCCCCGGAUGAGGACGGCGCAAGAGCCCAGCGUCAUGCUUCACGAUUACUUCCGCAAAUGUAUCGCGACGAGACAACCCCUUUCGGUCAAGACCAUGGGGCUUCAGAACCUCUAUGCUCUGCACACGGAAGACUUCCAGCUUGCUUUUAACCCGAAGACGGUCGACGAUAUUGUUAUCCUCAACAACAUCGGAACCGACGACAUCAAUUAUAUGAAUACAUUUGUCGACAGCACGUGGCCGAACAAUCCACCCAAGGAACACAUGAAAAUCAAGUCCAUGCGGCAAGACUCGACAUCGCGGAAACACAUCGAUUUCCUGGCUUCUUUUACUGGGCUGGAGAAGCUAUAUUUUGUCAACGCAACGACCAACACAUUAGACGACAUCAACUCACCCCGACAAUUGGUGCCAUCCUGCUCUGCCCUCACCCCUCCGUCCGUGGACCAAGGCAAUUCUCACACGAACGGUACCGCUGCGGUCCCGACCCCCGACUCCACACAGUCUACCUCCAAUAUGCAACCCAGUUUGCGCGAUAGCUACCUCAACAUCAUCGUAACUAACCACUGCGCCUCGUUACGUCAUCUCUUAUUGCCUGCCCGAUGGCCACUCUCAAGCUCCGCCAUCGCGCGUCUCGUCCAUGCCUCGCCACACCUAGAGCAACUGGGACUGGCCACCGAUUUUUCAAGCAUGGAAACAUUGGGGCUCAUCCUUCCGUUCUUGCGAAACUUGACUGCCCUUCGCCUGCUCGUCCCGACCAACACCGGAUCUCAAUCCACAGGCCAAGCUGCUCCGGCUAACAUGCCCCGACCCUUGUCCGGUGUCAACGUGUUCACUUCCGCGCGGAACUUUUCCGACAUUGUCGAGGCUGAUGACCAGGUACUCUGUGAAAAGCUGAGCGAAUCGCUCGCCGACCAGCAGGUCUUCAGCCGGCUGAAGAUAUUCGGCAUGGGCCGCAAGGUCUUCCACCUUGGUGAAUACUACACGAUACCGUCCAGUGAGGCCCAUCCCGAAACUCACGUUUCCCAAUGGCAAUCCCCGGCCACCGAGUCCAACUGUGACCCAGAGAAGACUCCGUCCAGCGUCCAGGACGACGGCGCCAGUCCCAACGGCAUCCUCACAUCUACCGUGGCACCCUCUGUCAGCACCAAUCGAUCACAGCCGCUACCCGGUCAGCAACCCAAACAACCUCCCCCUCCCGUCCUCGGCAAACGCAACCGAGACGACACCCUGAUCGCCACGAAGCCGGUGGAAACCGAACUCCCAUCUACUGAAAUCUCCAACCCCUGUAUUCCCCAGCACUUGAACCCGGAAGCCCGUCUCUGGCGCCGACGCGUCCGCCGAGUCGGAUGGGAAGUCAUCAAGCAUUGGGAAAUCUGGGAGCUGGACAAACAGGAGUUAUGAUAUAAUGACAUCUGAUUCGAUCUCGACUUAUUGUAUAAUCUUAGCGGGUACAUAGGCUUUCUUCUCUUGGUUGAUACACUCUGGUCUUCUUCACGGCAUAUAUUUUUCCACAUUGGUGCGGAUGAGUUGAUAUGGGUUGGAUGGGGUUUUGGUUCGAUUCCCCCUUGUUUAUUUGUCACUUUCAGAGCAAAUAAAGUGGAUGAGGUGUCGGCGUGACUGGCUUUAUUGGGAUUGCUUGAUCUUAUAGCUUUGGAUUGCGGGUGCAUUGGGUUAGUUCUUUGGGCUUUUUUCCUUCAAACUGACCUGACUUUGCUGGACAUUGUUUGUACAGUAGAUUCUAUAAUCUCCUAUCAUAUUAUACCAUUUCAU